AACGAUACUAAGAAAAUGUAUGCAAUGAAGUACAUGAACAAACAAAAAUGUGUGGAACGGAAUGAAGUGAGAAAUGUCUUCAAAGAGUUACAGAUCAUGCAGGGACUGGAACAUCCUUUCCUUGUGAACCUGUGGUACUCAUUCCAGGAUGAAGAAGACAUGUUUAUGGUGGUGGAUCUGCUUCUUGGAGGAGAUUUGCGUUAUCACCUGCAGCAAAAUGUCCGUUUUGAAGAGGACACUGUGAAGCUAUUCAUCUGUGAACUAGCACUGGCACUGGAUUAUCUCCAAAGCAGGAGCAUCAUCCACAGGGACAUAAAGCCUGAUAAUGUCUUGAUGGAUGAGCAGGGACACGUGCAUGUUACAGAUUUCAAUAUUGCUACAGUGCUAAAUAAAGAUAUGCAGGUUACUAGCAUUGCUGGCACGAAACCAUAUAUGGCACCUGAGAUGUUUAGUUCUACAAAACCUAUUGGUUAUUCCUAUGCUGUUGAUUGGUGGUCACUAGGAAUUACAGCCUAUGAACUCCUCAGAGGCCGGAGACCAUACCAUAUUCGCUCUAGUAAUGCUGCAAAUGAAAUUGCCCAUGUGUACAAGACGGCCACCAUUAUGUAUCCUGCUGCUUGGUCAAAGGAUAUGGUGUCGCUGAUUAAAAAAUUGCUGGAAAUAAAUUCAGAGGAGAGAUUUUCUCAACUGAGUCAUAUCCAGGAGUUCCCUUAUUUGGCUGAUAUCAACUGGGAUGCUGUCCUACAGAAGAGAAUAUUGCCUGGAUUUCUCCCUAAUAAAGGGAAAUUAAACUGUGACCCAACCUUUGAACUUGAGGAAAUGAUCCUAGAAUCCAAACCACUUCAUAAAAAGAAGAAGCGCCUGGCUAAGAAGGAGAAGGAAAGCAGCAAAAAUGAUUCCUCAGAGACCUGCCAGCUGCAGAAAAACCUGGAGUCAAUACAAAGGGACUUCAUAAUUUUCAACAGAGAAAAGGCACGGCAACAACAUAACAAAAUUCAGGAGAACUUGACGCUGGCACAAACCAAAGACAACGAGGAAGAAGAUGACCAAAACAAUAAUCUUUGA
Python bivittatus (Burmese python) is the source of this 1065-nucleotide messenger RNA. NCBI's taxonomy places the organism in Eukaryota, Metazoa, Chordata, Lepidosauria, Squamata, Pythonidae. The record is from RefSeq and is a predicted model, not a curated record.